Molecule: messenger RNA, 703 nt
Organism: Pararge aegeria (speckled wood butterfly)
Lineage: Eukaryota; Metazoa; Arthropoda; Insecta; Lepidoptera; Nymphalidae
Gene: ND-13B
Product: NADH dehydrogenase [ubiquinone] 1 alpha subcomplex subunit 5
Exons: 3
Coding region: 100-456 (118 amino acids)
Biological process (GO): respiratory electron transport chain
Source: RefSeq, a predicted model, not a curated record
UCAAUUAAAAAUACAGUGAUCCACGAUCACGGUGUUUUUACUUUUCCAAUUGCAAAAAAAAAAAGGAAUAAAACUAACUUUUGAAAAAUAAAUUAAAUCAUGGGAUUAGUGAAAAAGACUACGGGCCUCGUGGGAUUAGCAGUGGCGGCUAAUCCACACUAUACUUUAGGUACUCUUUAUGGUAAAAUUCUGAGAACUCUGCAAAAGAUGCCUGAGGAAUCUGUGUACAGGCGUUACACAGAACAAAUUAUUAAAGAAAGAGCUGCUGUACUGAAGCAGACAAAGGAUUGUUAUGAAAUUGAAUCUACAAUUAAUUGUGGUCAGUCUGAAGAGCUCAUUGUUCAAGCAGAAAAUGAAUUGAACUUGGCACGUAAAAUGCUAAACUGGAAACCAUGGGAGCCCCUUGCCUCUAAACCACCAAAGGGUCAAUGGGAUUGGCCUCCAACUAAAGCUUGAACAUACUCCAUUAAUAGCACUGAAGAGUGAUCCUCUGAGGAUUUCAUUAAUGACUUGUUUGACACACCAAAAUUUCUUAAUUUAAAAAUAAAGUGGUCUAUAAUAUUAUGUUAUAAUAGUAAUUGUAUUAAGUUUUACAUAUUAUUUAUUUAAAAUAUCACCAUGAAAUUUUAAAUAAACAAUAACGUAUUGUUGUGAAGUAGUAGUUUUAAUUUGAUGCAAAUAAAUAGACAAGUUUUAAAUAACA